AUGAUGAAAGAUUGCAUUAACUAUUCCAAGGGGUGUGAAUCUUGUCAAAGACACGGUCCAGUCCAGCAGGCUCCAUCAGUUCCCAUGAAUCCAGUGGUAAAACCAUGGCCCUUUAGAGGAUGGGCAAUGGAUCUCAUUGGUAAGAUCUAUCCAGCCAGCAGCCAGCAGCACUGCUUUAUCAUUGUUGCCACAGACUAUUUCACUAAGUGGGUGGAAGCCAAGGCUGUUAAAUCUACUACAUCUCAAGAGAUCAUCACUUUCAUAGCAGAGCAGAUUAUCCAAAGAUUUGGCAUCCCAGAAUCAAUCACAACUGAUAGAGGAUCCUCCUUCAUAUCCGGAGAAAUGCUGGACAUGGCAGAGGCAUUCAAAAUCAGACUGCUCCAGUCCACUCCUUAUUAUGCCCAAGCCAAUGGACAGGCGGAAUCAAGCAACAAAGUGAUCAUCAACAUUAUCAGGAAAAUGCUUGAGAAGAAUCCGAAACAAUGGCAUGAGAAGCUGUCAGAAACUCUGUGGGCAUAUAGAACUUCAAAAAGAGAAGCGACUGGCAUGACUCCCUAUGCGUUAACCUACGGUCAUGAUGCAAUUCUGCCUAUGGAGAUAGCUGUUCAGUCCCUCAGAAUUGCUCACCAACAUGACUUAGUAGGAGAAAACUACUCCCAGGCCAUGCUGUUGGAACUGGAGGGAUUAGAUGCAGGCAGAAUUGACACUCUCAACAAACUCCUGGUAGGAAAGCAGGCUGUAUCAAGGGCCUGCAACAAGCGAGUUAGGGACAAGAGUUUUGAAGAAGGGGAGAUAGUCUGGAAAGCAGUUCUGCCCCUCGGAACCCAUGUGGCUGGUUAUGGAAAAUGGGCACCUACAUGGGAAGGCCCUUUCAUAAUCAACCAGAUCCUCGGAAUGGGGGCAUACAGGCUGCAGGAUAGGGAUGGAGGAAACAAUAGUUCUUUCCUCCAAUAUAAAAUACUGUGGAAAGUUAUGAACAUGCCACUUAGCUCAUGGAAGUGGGCCACGUGGGAUUCCCUUGAAAUAUCAUCUUCUGCAAUUGUUGCCUUAGCAUUCAUGGUUCCUCCAGCAUGGUAUUGUCAAACGACAAGUUAG
Prunus mume (Japanese apricot) is the source of this 1095-nucleotide messenger RNA. The record is from RefSeq and is a predicted model, not a curated record. Lineage: Eukaryota; Viridiplantae; Streptophyta; Magnoliopsida; Rosales; Rosaceae.